GGAAAUAACAGAUGACAAUGAAUUAUACGAUGAUGAUUAUAUUUCGGUAGAACCUUCAAGUGUUACCGAUCUACAACUCUCGUCAUCGUGUCUCUUACUACAACACCAUAAAGACUUCAUACGCUGUCUUCCCGUGCAUCUCUCUAAGUUUGUUCUAAGUUACUUAGAUAAAGCAAGCUUGGUGAACUGUUUAUGCAUUAGUAAACAUUGGAGGAUGUUGUGUGAGGAAGUUCAGCAAGAUGUCUUUGUCCAUCAGAUUAUGAUGGAAGAAGUUAUGAUGAUGCAGGUGGGUUUAUGUUCACAGCGGUGUCUUAACUAGCAAUCAACCCGUCCAAAAGUGCUGGACCAUGCCAUUUUAAAAGCAGAUCUUCGUCUUCUAAAAACGUGAUUCUUAGCAUAGGAAGCCCAAUAGCUAGGCGUGUGCAUACCAUUAAGUUAUAUUUAUUCCUGAAAAAGGAUUCUCCUAUGACGAAUACACAAUCUCACUGGCUGUCAAAAAACCGACAGGCACGUAUAUACUAACUAUACAACGUAUUCCAUUCAGGGUGCAACAGCAAAAGGUCUCAAUCCAAAAUACGCAAAGAAACUGAAUGUGUGUGUUCCUAAAUAUAAAGAUGAAAUGAGAAAUGACAUUGAUCAUUCUGAAGUUGUUCCUUCUACGUCUUUCUUAAGAAGUCGUGAAGACGAACUACACUUUAGGUAAGAUGACGAUCGCCGAUGUAUGAGAACUUUCGACGUCUUUCGUGCAUUCGCGAUCGGCGACCAUCGGCGAUAAGCGUCGCCGAUUGUCGGUUACAGUUUGCGAUGAAUGAGAACUAGGCUUGAAUAUGCUAUAUGCAUCUAAAUUGUAUACAAUCACAUUUAAGGUAAUUCCGCAGUUUUGCAUUGCGCACUUUUGCUGCGCAUAACUUAUAACUUAUAAUUUCAUCCAUUAAAAAAAUCAUUUUAUGACCAUUUUUGUUACUUCAAAACAUCUUUGAUUACAUUCGUGCAAAGAAUUACGUUAAAAUCAAUGUUUUCAAAAAAGAGGUAAAAAGUGUAGCUAGGGUUCCUGUGUCUGUAGUAUAUUUAUUUACUUGUAUUUCACGUUUUAAUGCCACAAUUCCCUAAAAAGAUCGAUGACACCCGUUUUUUAACUGAUGAUUUAUUUCUUUAAUGCAUUUUACAUUUGAUAUCCGAAAUUAAAAGAAAAAUCAUUUCUGGAUCUUGAAAAAAAAUCCUUUAUCAAUGCAUGUUCUCGAAGAAAGAUAUGUAAAGAAAUGUGCAAAAGACAUUUGUGGAUCAGAAUUGUAUACAUUAGUAGUUUCAUUUUGCUCAAAACACAAUAUUUUUUCAAAAAUAAUUACAAGAUAGGUUUACUAAAGCAAAAUCCGCGCUAAAAACAUCAACAAAUAUCGGGCUGUUGUGAUUUUGCUGUUACUCGUAAUGAGCGUCAAGAUGGCGCCAUAUUGGGCUAAAGGUGGUAUAUUGUGAUUGUCAUAUCUUCUUAACGAGUUCGGUGACCCCGACUUUUUUGUGUGAUUUUACUUUAAGUAUAUCAUAACUCCAUGCCUGGGAAGUUUCAGCAUCUUAACUGUAUAAAAUUUACACUCAAAAUUUUCAUCAAGAAAAUCCUUCAAAAUUAAUUUUGUUGAGUGAGAAGUUUGUCUUGCUUUGCCGGGUAGAGUAAACUAAAUGCAUAAUUAGCCCAUUGUAUAAUUUUUUCAUCGUUAUACAUAACUUAAUUCGCUAGCGAAGGUAUAUACAGUCUCCGUGUGCCCGCUGGAUUUCUGACUGGUAUUCGCAAGUAACUUGUGGUUGAUGUUGAAUAGAGUUCUAAGGCAGUUUGUUUUACAGAAGUAUGGCCUACUGCUACGAAGGCAUUGAAACCAUUCAUGUCGAAAUGGAAGAAAGGAACUUGUUCUGUGGAGCAUACAAUGUAUUUGUCUUACAAGACGCUGAAGACCCCAACCGUUGCACUACUUUUAACGGCGGAGAGCUGGUAGUGGUGGGAUCAUCGGAUCGUAGAGUCAGGCUAGUAUGCGCUAGCACUGGCAGGAGCGAGAAGAUUAUUAAAGGUCAUGCUGGCUCUGUCAGAAGUCUUCUUAUCAAUGAGAAACGUGGCUUUGUUUUAAGCGGUAGCUACGAUACAUCGAUUAGGUAUAACCAUGGAUCAAUCAUUAGUUACAACCUUUUGUCCCAUCUUCCUGAGCAACUCGAGGUAGAUAAGGAGCUCUACUGCCUCCAAUCGCAACCUAACUUUUUAUUACUCACUUUCGUCGUAUAUGCCUGAUAGCCAACUCAUCGGCUCUCAGCUCAUAUACGACUCGAGUUUACAGAAUAACUGUUAAAUAUACUCGAGGGAUGACGUCAUCUGCCAACAAGGUGGAGAUACUCUUGUUGGCGAAUGACGUCAUUCCUCAACUGAGUAUACAGGGUGUAACAAAAAAAGGUAAUCGAACUUCAGCGCGCUAUUGCAUCUGAAUUACUCUGCGUAUGACCGAGGAUGCGAAAUGGAUGACAAAUGAGCAAAUACGAAUCCGAUAAAAAUUGUUAGUCAGAAUCGCAUAUUUUCACCGUUGAGAGUUGGGUCCAAAACCAUUGAAAAUUAACCCCAUUUAGGAUUUAAGUUGAUGAAUUUCAAUUCAUUAAACUACACACAUAUUCAUAAUUGUUAUCAAGUAGGAAUAAAUCUUAGCUAUAGCUGUGACAAGUUCGUGAUCAAUUUCUUUUUCUUUUGUUAUGCACUGCUUAAUUAGGCACAGAGGUGAAAAUAUGCGAUUCUGACUAACGUUUUUUAAUCGGACUCGUACUUGCUUAUUUUUUCUCCACUUGGCAUGAAAAACAUGUAGCUAAAAGCUGAUCUGAUCUUUUCGAACAUGAAAAAAAUUUGUUCACACGCUGAGUAAUUAACGUACAAUAAUAGCGUGCUGAAGUUCGAUUACUUUACACAUCCUGUGUAAGAAGUUAGGUUUGGACUUCAGAACAGUCCUGAUGAAGACAGUAGACUGGAAUAUGUCGAAAGAUUGGGUCGUGAAUGCAUUGCAUUCAUUUACUUAGUAGUGAGCGAUAACAUGACUGAUAUCUCAGAUGUUUCUCUUACCCAUCUGUUUGCCACAUUUAAAGGCCCUGUCACACUAUUGCGUAUGAGAGAAACGUAUGAGAGAAACGUAUGAGAAGCGUAUGAAAAUUAAUGAAAUAAUUUUCAUACGCACAAAAAUCCUCUGAAAUGCCAGCGUAUGAGUUCCGUACAUCUGGCGUACCUCCAGCGUAUUCAGCGUGUGCCGAGAGUAUGUUUAUCGUAUAAACGAUAGUCCGAAUACGCACAAAAUUCUUGAGCAUGCUUAAAAAAAAUUUCUGCUUCGCCGUCUGUCACCGUAUGCGACCGUGUUUGAAACGUAUACAACCUAAGCCUAACGUACCCCUAGCGUAUGUCAGCGUAUACUGGCGUAUAAGUGAUAUUUUUCAUACGCUAGUACGAACGCAAUAGUGUGACAGAGCCUUAACACAGACGAAUUGUCAAAAUGUAUUUCCCCUUGUUUCCCCUUUCCAGACAAAUAAACUCUUGAUUUUACUUGUUUAGGUAUUGGGAUAUCCGAGAUGGAAAAUGUCACUGUAUAUUCCGCGGGUAA
Molecule: messenger RNA, 3611 nt
Organism: Paramuricea clavata
Lineage: Eukaryota; Metazoa; Cnidaria; Anthozoa; Malacalcyonacea; Plexauridae
Source: the annotation of a GenBank genome assembly